AAGAUUUGUGGAGAACCUCAGGUUGAAGAAAGUCGAUAUCCUCCCCAGUUGAUUGCCGUCUCUACCUUGUAACUAAUAAAUUUAUUCAUUUUCCUUGAGUCGUCAAUGGGCGUGAGAUACAUGAGGUUCACAGCCUGCGUGAGGUUAGCAUCUCUCUCCUUGGCAGGUUUGAUUCUCAACGUCCAUUGAUGAACAUAGUCUUAUUUUGUUCAAGUUAAACCAGUACAGGAGAGAUGGGUUUACCCUUCCUCAUUCCAUCAGAAUUGUUUGUAUUUUCUUUCAAAGAUUCAUUCUCCGUUCAAACUACCUUUCCCUCCUCGUCCAGACUUCAAAGUCCAUUUCAAUUUAGUCUCUGGGUUUCGAUUUUGCUCCUUCGGAGGGGUUUUCUCCCAGGGGAGGGUAGUUUGCUUAAGGGUUGUUCCUUUUAACCUUCUUGUCUUGAUCACUGGAAGUGGGCACCUUGUGACGUUGGGUCUAAGACUGAGUGAAUAUUUCCUUUUACUUGGUCAAUUGCGUAUCUCGUGCAUACUCUGAUACUUGGAGAGACAGGUUUUCUUCCAUUUUAGCUCUCGAAAAGCUGAUUUCCAACCACACCCCCUCCCCAACUUUUGUUUUUGGGAGGAGGUGGGUUGCUGCUGUUACAAAUGAAGGAUUUUCCAGGAACACCUGGAACUUUGACUGGCCUCCUCCUUCGGAUAUUACAGUGUUUAUUUGCAGUGGGUUCCAUAGCUUUGAUGGCAAAUACAUCCAGCUUCUUCCAAUACACAGCUUUCUGCUAUCUGAUGGCUUCAAUGGCUUUGCAAGUCAUCUGGAGCUUUGCGCUUGCUUGUUUGGAUACAUAUGCCUUGGCAAGAAAGGCUGUCCUCCACAAUCCUAUUUUGGUCACCCUCUUUGUGGUUGGAGAUUGGGUUACUGCAACAUUGACUCUUGCAGCAGCAGCAUCUUCGGCCGGUGUAAUAUUCUUAUACACAAGAGAUUUUGGAAUUUGGAAGGGAGAGGAAUGCAUGAAAUACCAGAUAUCAGUCUCUUUGGCCUUCUUUAGCUGGAUAAUGGUUGGAAUAUCAUCGUUAAUAAUGUUGUGGAUUCUGGGUGGAGGUUAAGCCUUCUUUUGCUAAUAGUUCUUAUUUUAGUGAAGGAUCUGGUUGGUAGAG
Messenger RNA from Macadamia integrifolia, 1151 nucleotides. Its product is annotated as CASP-like protein 5B3. Bases 645 to 1100 code for a protein of 151 amino acids. The record is from RefSeq and is a predicted model, not a curated record. The transcript has 3 exons. Gene Ontology annotation, cellular component: membrane. NCBI's taxonomy places the organism in Eukaryota, Viridiplantae, Streptophyta, Magnoliopsida, Proteales, Proteaceae.